AUAAUUGAAAUUUCAAAUUAAAAAACCCCUGCCUAUAUGGGUAUGGGUUUUACUUUUUAUAAAUACCUGAACCUCUUUAAUGAGGUGAUGGCAUUUUUUUAGACAUAUAUUAUCGAGGCGCAACAUUAAAGUGUAUGAGUGUAUAUAAUCCCGAUAUUUCCGCAGAAAUCUUAGUAUACCAUAAUUUAAUAUUAGUACAACAUUGACACGUAAAUCAACAUUCAAAAAUACAAAACAAAAACCUACAUUUAAAAUUUGAUUAACAUUUCCCACUUAUAUAAAUAAAUCAAAAGUGUUGAAAUCCUAAAGUGAAGCGUUGAAAACGCGGGCAUAACUUCCCAUCGUUUUUUUUACCGUGACUUUUGAGACGAUCUUUGUUCGUGACCAAAAAAUGUCUGGCAAUUCUAGAAAAAAAAAGGUUGAAUUGUCGGGCACGUUAAAACAAUGGUUGGAACCUCGUAUUCGACUCAAACUUAGACAUCAAAAGGGUUUAACUAACGAACAAGCUCGGGUGGAUAUAAUAAAGGACACUUGUAUAAAGAUUUUGUCUCCACUCCCACUAAACGUCUUCGCAAGUGCGAUUAGCCGAUUAGCUCAGAUCGACGAAAUGGACCGGUUAUAUUUGAUCGAGAGAUUACUCAACAUAACUCCAAAUCCCGAUAUGGUUACAGGCGAAAGAGCAAAUGACUUAAGAGAAUUUUUGGUUGCUACUCUUUCUCCCUCAAACGCUGACGCUAACGGCGCUACGACAAUUGAAGUUGCUCCACCCUUAAUGGAUGUAGCAAAAUCUGUUUUACAACAAUCUCACAGAGAUUGGAUUGGUACUCGUGAAGCGCUUUCGACAUUCCUUAAGGAAUGUACUGCAAAAUUUAACUCUGAAAAAAACGUUUAUAUGGUUUAUCCUCAUUUAUCCGACAUUUCUAGAAAAUUAUUCUUAGAGAAAGAGCAGAGAACUGGUGUAGAAUAUUUCUUUGCAUGUAUUCAGAAUGUUGCUGAUUCAAUGGGUUACAAAUUUAAAGAUCUAAUUAAAAUAGAUGUUCCUCCCCGUGAAGGGGAAAAAGUUAAGAAGCUUAUGAAUGAAUUCUUUCCAAAAGGAAUACGGGUAGAAGAUGAUGAUUGUAUUAAUGAUCCCAAUAAUAAUGUUAAACGACGUAUAAGACCACCAUUGCUUCGACCUCGAUGGCACAAUCAGCAACAUAUGAUGCUUUUAGCAUUGCAAAAUUCUCCAGAUUAUACAUUGGCACGUGGCGAUUUAAUUGACGCUGCUAUUUCUUUGGAUGAGAAGUUGAGUGCUGUAACAGGUUUACCACGAUGUUUUACUGGUCAGACACCAAGAAAUUCUGCUAGCGCCUGUUUGACAACAAAUGCAGACAAAUAUUUUACAGUAUUCAAGAAAGAUCCGAAUUCGCACACUAACUACUAUAAGCUAUCAUUUAUUCCAAACGAUCUUGAUGAUGCCAUCAAACAUUAUAGGCGGUGGAUGAAUGAUAUAAUUGAACAUGAUUGGCCAUUAUGUUUUGGGAAACCUAAAAAAUUAAAAACAGUGCAAAAUAGUGGACAUAUAGUUAUGCUUAGUGUCGGUGCCGUAAGUAAUCCUCUCCAUUCGCGAUGUCGUCGUUGUGUCGCAGAAUCAUCAUGUGACACGAAAUUACCAGCUUGCGGAAAAUGUAAAUCAAGAGGACACUUGUGUAUUUAUCCAUUUAGAGCAGGUGUAUAUGAAAAAACUGAAAGGGGGAAAGUAAAAUGUUCUACAUUACCUACAUCACAAACAAAUCCAAAUCCAAAUCCAAAUCCAAAUCAAAAUCAAAAUCAAAAUCAAAAUCCACAUCAAAAUCCAAAUCCGAAUCCGAAUCCGAAUCCGAAUCCAAAUCAAAAUCAAAAUCAAAAUCAAAAUGGCGUAAUUGAUACACGUCCAGCUACGGCUACAAGAAAUAAGAAAAAAUUGCAACAACAAAUUGUCGAACAACAAAAAAGGAUGGAAUCGGGAGAUCCUGAUGCAUGUAGAGCUAGUUUACCUGAUGAAAUAUUAGAUGGAUUAGAUCUUUCAAACGUACCCAAAAGUUUAGAUGAUGUUGUUGAAGUCCGUCUUUCAACUAUUCCAAAUGCUGGUAAUGGACUUUUUGCCAAACGUAAUCUUCCAAUAGGAACGCCUCUUGGAUUUUAUUUUGGUGUUCCAAUGAUGGAAGAUGAAUUUGAUGAACGUAAGGAUAAAGUUGGAAAAGCAUCACAUUAUUCUAUGAGAUAUAAACAUACAAUCCUUGAUGCUACUGACGAGAAAGGUGAACCAUUUACAAAACGAGACGGACCAAUAUUUUGUCCUUUUCAUUUUAUGAAUGAAGACCCAUUUGGAAAUAUGGUAUUUCUGGAAGGAAGUGAAGUCAAUCAAGUUAUAUGUUGGACGAAGCGAGAUAUUAAAAAAGGAGAAGAAUUGUUUGUUUAUUAUGGAGGAGAUGUAGAUCGAGAACAUUGGGGGCAAGCUGAAAAUAGUGAGCAAGUUAAUUGUGUAGGAGACAGUGAGGAAGAAGAAAUUGAAUUUAGUGAUGAAAAUGUAACGGAUGAAGAUGAAGAUGAAGAAUCAAUUGAUAAAUAUGAGGAGAAUAGCAAUGCAAAGAACAUUGAUGGCAAUAAAAUUACAGGAAAAAAAAGGAGGACCACACCAAAUAAAAAUCAGAGAUCGAAGAAAAGAACAAAACGAGCUGUAUCAAAUAAAAGAAAGAAAUCACAAGUUAUAGAAUCUGAAUUUGGAUCUGAAGAAAGUAUAGAAGAAGCAGCAGCAGAUGACGAAUCAAUGGAUUAUAAUAUUAAUAUGUAUGAUACACCACCACCACCUAAGAAAAAGAAAGCUGUUAAAAAACGAUAAAAUAAAUAUGUUCUAGUUAUAUAAUAAUUAAUAGGAUUUAAUGGUAAUGUGAUGAAGGUAGGCUAUAAAUAUAUAAUAAUACAUUUAGAUUAUUGAUUUUUCAUUUUCAUUCAUUUAAUGGAAGAAAUAGUUAAUUAUUUCUGAUUUAAUUGCAUAUAAAUUUUAUAUAAUUCGAAAGUUACCUG
Rhizophagus irregularis DAOM 181602=DAOM 197198 is the source of this 3045-nucleotide messenger RNA. RefSeq lists its product as uncharacterized. The record is from RefSeq and is a predicted model, not a curated record. Gene Ontology annotation, biological process: regulation of DNA-templated transcription. NCBI's taxonomy places the organism in Eukaryota, Fungi, Glomeromycota, Glomeromycetes, Glomerales, Glomeraceae. Gene Ontology annotation, molecular function: protein binding; DNA-binding transcription factor activity, RNA polymerase II-specific; zinc ion binding.